UCUUUUUAACUUUUAGAGCAACCCUAUUCUUCAAUAGUCUCUCAUUAUCUACCACUCGUAGCUAAUCAUAGCCUCGCUAAUCCAGCUACUCAUUUCAGCCUUGUUUACAUCACCUCGGAGGUUUUGAGCUCCGUUUUCCGGAAUCUUGUUUAACCUAUUUUGGUGCCUGGCAAUUUCAAACUCACAACAUCUGGAAGUUUCCGGUCAGCAGGGCCCAAACUAUUUCAAUAUUAAUCUAUUUCAGCUGACGACGUGUUUGUGAUAACAGUUGCUCGUACUCCAUCUUUGAGACUUGGUUUCUAGACACACUUCACUCGGACGAAACACUCAAUUAACCACUUAUCAAAUCACUACGAUUGUGCGAACUUGAACAGAUCUCCGAGAUUCUAAUUUGACUUCUUCGCGCCGUGAAUCCAAUGCAUGCCAUACGGCAGAAAUGCCGUCCCAAGCAUCAGGUUCUCAUACUAAAAUGCUACCCCAAAACGGCAAAAGGGGCAGUUGAUGUGAAGCCGAAUUCGAGUGAACUGAGCUAUCUUUUGUUCUAUGCAACGACGCGAAGGAGUAAGGUGCAGAAGGUUGGGGAGUUCCUGGAGAAGAAGACUGCAAGUGAUGUUUGGAGAGCUAAAAUAGGGUUCGUUGAUGAAUUAAAUGUUAUGCUGUGAAACAUGCUGAUUGGAGACAGAGAUGUCCAGGUUACCCUCCAAAUACUGUCAGCUUUGAUCGAAAAAGCCCCCCGAGACUUACCUCUUUAUGCACCUUAUGUUCUGAAAAUCUUCAAUAUCAUACUUCGUGCGCGAGAUGUUACCAUGGUGGAGUCCUCAAUACCUACUUUCCAGGUCUUUUGUGAAAAUCAUGAUAUGGCAAGUCUUUCCGCGGACCAAGAAUACCUACAUCAGUACGAGGAGAUUGUGCAAAUCUACGCGUCGUUCGCUUCUACGAGGGCACAAACAAGUAGUAACGCUCAAAGUGCACCAGUCGCCAAAAAAUGGAGGAGCCUUGGGUUACAAGCAGUCAAGAGCGUGGCAUCUUCUGAAGCUUUAGCUACAGUGGCAGGGAGACAGUUGGACGUGAUUGUACCGAUACUACUGGAGAAUAUUUGGGCAGACAAUGCUGACUCCAUUGACGUGCUACAACAACGAGCUGAAAUGGGAGAGCAUAUGGGGACGGAAAAAUCAUUGUCGAAGAGAAGGGCAAGCAACGCAACGGCAGGAACGUCUGACACUGCAGGGGAGAAUGCUACCGCUUUAUCCGGAACCACUGCUGAUGCGGAUAAAUUGGCAGAGGAGAACAUUGGUGUUUUGGCUACCCAAUGUUUGAAACAGAUAUUUGUUGUCAAUAACCGAGCUCAAAUUCAUGGAGCUGCAGCUGCAGUUUUGAAGUUUGUUGCGGAUCGAGUUGCUCAACGAGAAUCUGUUAUUGAGCCUGGUCCGAACGAGAAUUGCAAGGGAUGGGCACCUCGUAUCUUCGAAAUGAUUGCCAGAUGGACCCCUGUCCAGGACCGAUAUGUCAUUUUGGUGACGGCCAUGGAUAGCUUGGUACGAGCUGACCAAGUUGAGGCAACUCUCAUGCAACAGCUUGUCCUUGCAACAAUGGUAGACUCCUUACUGAAAUCCGAUAUUAAUUUGAUAGGAUUAAGUGUAAUGGAUGUCUUGCUGGGAUUGAUACAGCACAUAUUGAUAAUUCUCCAACUUGGAAACGUUGGUGGACCUCAUCUUCAGCCAGAUAAUGGAGCAGAUGAAAAGAACGAUGUCGGUAAUUUGAAUGCCCCAAUCGCCUCUGAAAGUGCCUUAGUUCCAACAGACACUAGAAGAGACCUUUUGGCUCGGCUGCAGCAUUGUCUAGGAGAUUUGGCCACUCACGUUUACUAUGCCGAUCAAAUAUCAGACAUGGUUUCUGCAAUCCUGUCACGCUUGAAGCCUUCGCCAUUAUCACCUGUUCCAAGCACUGCUGCAGCUAUUGAGGACCCCAAAUCUGCAACAGAGGCUCUCUUAUCUGGCACUAAUAUGACCGAGGACCCAAAUACUGAUGGAUUUUUCUCGUUUGCUACCGCCAAGAUCACGGCGCUUCAAUCCAUAAAGUCAAUCUUACUUAUAGCAAGCCACAAAACGAUGACUGCGGGGAAUUUGGGAAGAAACAAAGUUCCAGUCAAGACUUGGGAGGGCACGCAAUGGUUGUUGCGUGACGUGGACGGGCGCGUAAGGAAAGCGUACGCUGAUGCUCUAUUGACAUGGCUUGAUAGAGAAGUCACCAAGGCUGAUCAACAAGUUUUCGAUGAGAAGUCGAAGGGAAUGACAAAGAGUGCACGUGACGAAUCAUCUACAGACCUCACGAAGAGGGCAGUGUCAAAUGCGUCAAAAACAGAGAAACCUUAUAGAUCAUCACGGACAACAUUUCUACAGCUUCUGCAUCUUGCCAUUUACGAAAAUGUUUUGCAAUACGUCGAUAACGAGAAUGACAUAGUCCUGCUACAUCUUCUUCUCACAAAUCUUGUCAAGAGUUUGGGAGUGAACGCAGUCAGAAGUGGGUUGCCAAUGAUGUUCCGAUUACAAGAGGACAUACAGUCAUUUGAGCUACCAAUUCACAAAGUCCGUGUUGGAAGUUUAUGUCAUGGGUAUUUCUGGACGUUGUGCGAAAAAUUCGAAAUCGAAAUGUCACCUGUCGGCAAAACAAUUCAAGAUGAGAUUCGUCAACGCCAAAAAGCCAUGUUUUGGCCUGAUAGCAUUCGAUUCCCUCCCAUUCAGCUUCAUGAUAUUGGUACGCCAGGUAGUACUACACCCCAACAAAGACAAGCUCCCAAUUAUGCUGGAGCAGAUGCCUUAUCAACAUUCGAUGAUCGCUUCCAAAUGGUCAAACUCAUCUCGUUGUCGUAUGCGGCAUCUCUAAACUCUCCUCCAAGUAGCCCUCCAACUUCUCCAGGUCGAAGCUUUACCCAUCCGAUACUAAGUGUAGAUAUCCCUUCCUCCACGCGAGAUACCAUCAUACCGGAAAGAAUUAAGGAAGAGAUGAUGGCAGAAUGGAACAAGGAGUCAGUGAUUGCCGUUGCGCAGGAAAUUAGCAAGACUGUCUCAAUCAGCGGAUCACGCGCAGGCACGAUGACCACUGGCCAUCGCAAUUUCCUUACCAUUAAUGGGCUGAAUAAUGGUAGCAACAGCGGAACAGCAUCGCCUAUCGGCGGUCAGAACUACAAAAGUGGACCAAAUUCUUCUUACGGAACAGCCGGUGGCAUUGGCGCAAUGCAGAAAGUACGAAAAGGUAGCGGAAAUUCGAAUGCUCCUGCUAGUGAAUCAAGCCGUGGAUCGGUAAUGAGGGUUGAUCAAUUGAAGCGAGUUCUCUCUGGUCAGACAGCAACUGCACCAGGUACUAGGGCAGGCGCACCGCAGAGUGAUGCGAGUAGUGAGAGCAUGGUUAGUUAUGACUUCUCAGCUUCAGAUAUAUCUAUCAACACAUACAAUCAGCAGAAUGCAUCCGGUGUAGAACGAUCAGCUUCUAUGCGUUCAGCCGGCCGAUCGAGAUCGAAGUCACGAGACAGAGUUCCAAGUUAUAUGGAUCGACCUUUUUCUGCCAACCCCACAGAUGUAGCACAGGAUGGUUCUACGGUACCCCCUGUUCCACCACUUCCAUCUUCGCUUGUGGGUGAAAACGUCUCCAUUCACGAUCAAGCGCAAAAUCAUUCUCCAGAAACCGGUCGAGGUACGAAAAGAAAUACAAAGAGUAGAGCAGGUGGAUAUCAAAGUAUGCCAUGGGACGAGGAAAAUGGAAAGGUGGUAGAUCUUCAGGACUUGCUUAGUGGUAUUGAAAUUGGUGGGGAUGAAAAGGGGAAUGCUGGUAUGCCUCCCUAUUGAGGCAUCAAGGGUUUCUGGAGACACAAAGCGUUUAUUAUGUUGAGAAAAGAUAAUACGGUUGCAUAUAAUUCGUGGUACAGAUCUGUAUUACUAUACCAUUUUGUGAGCUUGGCGUUUUUGAUAAAGACUUGUGGGAUAUCUACUGCUUUGUUAAGCCAUGAGGUUUAGGCUUGGUGAUCUUGCGAAUACUCGCUGCAGGUACAUAAUAUUUGAGAGAGAAAAAAUAAAGAUAGAGCUUUGUACACUAGCUAGACGUCCCAUGGGGCGUCUCGGAUGAUCAGAACCAUAGUCUGAUAUAUAAUGAGAGGUUUUAAUUCUU
Messenger RNA from Sclerotinia trifoliorum, 4161 nucleotides. The record is from the annotation of a GenBank genome assembly. Lineage: Eukaryota; Fungi; Ascomycota; Leotiomycetes; Helotiales; Sclerotiniaceae.